GUUGGAUAUUCUCAGCCAUGCGCUCCGAAUAUUCUUUCUUUUCCAUUAUAUUUUCCCCCUUCUCCCUCUUCCGAUACCUUCUCCCACUCCUACCCUGACCCACCAUCGUUUCUCUCAUUUACCCGCACUUUCUUUCUCAUUUUCUUACCAACCAAUUACGUGCUUAAGAUUGAAAAAUAAGAGUUUUUGCCAUGAAAUUUGGAAAGAGCCUCAGUAACCAGAUCGAGGAGACGUUGCCUGAAUGGCGGGACAAGUUCCUUUCUUAUAAGGGGCUUAAGAAGAAAUUGAAGCUUAUUGAGCCUAAGUCUGGUGAGAGACCGAAUAAACGGCUUAGGCUGGAUGAAAAUUCUGGCAACGUUGUCGAUGCCGGAGAUAAGGUCGCUGUCGGCGACGGUAUGUCGAGGGAGGAGACCGAUUUUAUUAAGCUUUUGGAAGAUGAGCUCGAGAAAUUCAACAUGUUUUUUGUUGAGAAAGAGGAAGAAUAUAUUAUCAGAUUGAAGGAAUUACAAGAUAGUGUGGCCAAGGCAAAGGAUUCUAAUGAAGAAAUGAUAAAGAUUAGAAAGGAGAUAGUGGACUUCCAUGGCGAGAUGGUUUUGUUAGAGAAUUACAGCGCCCUUAACUACACAGGAUUGGUGAAAAUACUGAAGAAAUAUGACAAAAGAACUGGUGCUUUGAUCCGCUUGCCUUUCAUUCAAAGGGUCUUGCGACAGCCCUUCUACUCUACAGACUUGCUUUACAAGCUGGUCAAGGAGUGUGAGGCGAUGCUGGACCAUCUCUUCCCAAAGAAUGAAAAACUAGCUUCAUCUGAAGCAAGGAAUGGGGAUGAUGGUGGCGAUGGUGAGGAUGAGGCGUGCAAUUCUUCAACAUCGACUACCUCUAAGACUAAGAGUGAAGAUCAGCUCAGAAUGCCCAAAGCACUAUCGGAGAUCGAGUUCAUGGAGAGCCUAUAUAUGAAAAGCACUAUAUCAGCAUUGCGGGUAUUGAAGGAAAUUCGGAGUGGAAGCUCAACUGUUAGCGCAUUUUCAUUGCCUCCACUGCAAAUAAAAGGAUUAGAUGGGACAUGGAAAAAGAUCCCUGUUCUUGAACAAGCAGCCAAAUAGUUGAAUUUUGGUAAAUAGGGGAAUUGAACUAGACUGCCCCUUCUAGUUUUAAUCAUCUUUUUCUUUUUAUACCUUUAAUUUUACAUUUCAUGCUUUUAUAAUUCAAGUCCUAGAUACUAACGCAUGUAAAUCAUCAUAUUAUAUGUAUUGAAGCUACGGCAAUUGGUAUAAUCUCAUAAACUUUUGUUUCACGUGUUA
Messenger RNA from Durio zibethinus, 1298 nucleotides. RefSeq names its product SPX domain-containing protein 1-like. NCBI's taxonomy places the organism in Eukaryota, Viridiplantae, Streptophyta, Magnoliopsida, Malvales, Malvaceae. The record is from RefSeq and is a predicted model, not a curated record. Gene Ontology annotation, biological process: cellular response to phosphate starvation.